AGCAGCUCUUGUGUGGCAGUAAAACAGACACUUGGGAUGCAAAGACUUUAAUGGAAUGUUGCAGGCCAGAUCACGGUUAUACACAUGACAGUCGAGCAGUGAAGUAUCUCUUUGAAAUUCUCAGUAGCUUUGACAGUGAGCAGCAAAGACUGUUUCUUCAGUUUGUGACAGGUAGCCCCAGACUGCCUGUAGGAGGCUUUCGAAGUUUGAAUCCUCCAUUGACAAUUGUGCGCAAGACGUUUGAGUCCACAGAGAAUCCAGAUGAUUUCUUACCCUCAGUAAUGACUUGUGUGAACUAUCUCAAAUUGCCGGACUAUUCAACUAUUGAGAUAAUGCGUGAAAAACUCUUGAUAGCUGCAAGAGAAGGGCAGCAGUCAUUCCAUCUUUCCUGAUCAAAAUGAGAAAUGCAAUGUCUGCCUGUUACAGCAAAAGAGAAACUCAUUAUUCUUUUCUAAAUAUAUCACCUGAGUCAAGGAAACGUGUUACGCCUUUUUGUUGUAGAAAAACGGCUUGCAGAUUAUAAACAAAGACACUUGGUUGAUAUUCAUUAAAGGCCCCUAUGGACUUAAAGUGAUCAGGCCCUAAAAGUUGUUGUGACAAGGUUUCUUUAGCAAGUUCUUGUUUAAAUUAUCAUUUAUUUGAGUGAAGUUUUUAACUUGCUUUGCUGUGUGAAAUUUAAAAAGGGAUGUUUUUCCAGGCUGGAACAAUAAAUGUCGCUGUGCAGUUUAA
This is a messenger RNA of Mesitornis unicolor (brown roatelo), 729 nucleotides long. RefSeq names its product E3 ubiquitin-protein ligase TRIP12-like. The record is from RefSeq and is a predicted model, not a curated record. The transcript is spliced from 3 exons. Gene Ontology annotation, biological process: proteasome-mediated ubiquitin-dependent protein catabolic process; regulation of double-strand break repair; protein polyubiquitination. NCBI's taxonomy places the organism in Eukaryota, Metazoa, Chordata, Aves, Mesitornithiformes, Mesitornithidae. Gene Ontology annotation, molecular function: ubiquitin protein ligase activity. Gene Ontology annotation, cellular component: nuclear speck. Bases 51 to 392 code for a protein of 113 amino acids.